This is a messenger RNA of Mycotypha africana, 210 nucleotides long. RefSeq lists its product as uncharacterized. The annotation marks the transcript as partial. Lineage: Eukaryota; Fungi; Mucoromycota; Mucoromycetes; Mucorales; Mycotyphaceae. The record is from RefSeq and is a predicted model, not a curated record. The transcript has a single exon.
UGGUGUAGAAACAUUGAGGUAUCUCGUCCCGUUGAUUGGGUCUCUUCACUGUCAUUGUGCGCUCAAUUACUUCAAAAAGCCUCCGAAUCAAAGAAUCUCGUAGAUUUACACACUGCCCAAAUUCUUACGCAAAUUCUCCCUGUUCUGAUCAAUGGACCUCCUGACGACUCAAAUGAAGACAGCUACGUCCAUUAUUACCUAUCACCCUGA